AUGCUGUCCUGGUUUCGUCUGGAGCUCAUGCUAGGGAUUCAUGGAGCAGAGCAAUGCGAGAUUAUCUUGUGUCGUGGCGAACUUCCACUUGACGCCAUCCUCUCCAUUUCCUACUGUUCCCUUCAUGAUGCAAUAAAUGACGAGCAGGAACAACGUACAGGCUGGAUAUGUUGCGUACUUGUUACCCUGUUCUACUCCUAUCCUGAUCUUGUACCAGUCCGUAUGAUGUCGCCUUCAUCAAUCCUGCGCACUCAAAGUUAUGCAGUAUAUGUUGUGAUAAUCAUCUCAG
This is a messenger RNA of Paramuricea clavata, 289 nucleotides long. Lineage: Eukaryota; Metazoa; Cnidaria; Anthozoa; Malacalcyonacea; Plexauridae. The record is from the annotation of a GenBank genome assembly.